AUGACUUUUAUUUCAGGAAUCAAGAGGAACUCUGAGCUGCCCACAAGAAACAAAUACAGUGACAAGCCUGAGGCCAAGAAGGGACAACGCAGUGUGAAAGUGUGGAAUGAGAUGAAGCAAUCCACGGCCCUGGGAAACGGCGAGGUCCGGGCGGGCGGGCGCUGUAAAGCUCGCCCUCCACCUUCGCCCCCUUCCAAGCCGACCCAGAGCCGGUCAGGGCGCACCGCUGUGGAGGACUGCACGGAAGUUGUGGAAAAAUCGCGGGGUCCCUUCAGCGUGGUGAGAAGAUGUAUCAACAGAGAGACGGGGCAGCAGUUUGCUGUCAAAAUCGUAGAUGUGGCCCAGUUCACCUCCAGUCCUGGACUCAGUACCGAGGAUCUAAAGAGAGAGGCCAGCAUCUGCCACAUGUUGAAGCACCCCCACAUUGUGGAGCUGCUGGAGACGUACAGCUCAGAUGGGAUGCUCUACAUGGUUUUUGAAUUUAUGGAUGGAGCAGACCUGUGUUUUGAGAUUGUGAAGAGGGCAGACGCUGGCUUUGUCUACAGCGAAGCAGUGGCCAGUCACUACAUGAGGCAGAUACUUGAGGCGCUACGCUAUUGCCAUGACAACAAUGUCAUCCACCGAGACGUCAAGCCUCACUGUGUGCUGCUGGCGUCCAAAGAAAACUCUGCUCCAGUCAAGUUGGGGGGGUUUGGAGUAGCCAUCCAGCUAGGAGAGUCGGGACUGGUGGCAGGAGGUCGGGUAGGGACUCCCCAUUUCAUGGCCCCGGAGGUGGUGAAGAGAGAGCCGUAUGGUAAACCUGUGGACGUGUGGGGAUGUGGGGUCAUCCUCUUCAUCCUCCUCUCAGGGUGUCUGCCUUUCUAUGGCACCAAGGAGCGUCUGUUUGGAGCUAUCUGCAAGGGCAAAUACAAGAUGAAUCCCCGUCAGUGGAGCCAGAUCUCAGAGAGUGCUAAGGAUCUAGUGAGGCGUAUGCUGAUGCUGGACCCUGCUGAGAGGAUCACUGUCUACGAGGCUCUUAACCACCCCUGGCUCAAGGAGAGGGACCGAUAUGCCUACAAAAUCCACCUGCCAGAGACCGUGGAACAGCUGAGAAAGUUCAACUCCAGGAGAAAGCUCAAGGGGGCUGUUCUGGCUGCAGUCUCCAGUCACAAGUUUAAUUCCUUCUAUGGAGACCCCCCUGAAGAACUCCAUGACUUCUCUGAUGACCCCACCUCUUCAGGACUAUUAGCAGCAGAACGGGCUGUGUCUCAGGUGUUGGACAGUUUAGAGGAGAUCCACGCUUUGACAGACUGCAGUGAAAAGGAUCUAGAUUUCCUUCACAGUGUUUUCCAGGACCAGCAUCUACACACAUUGCUCGAUCUCUACGAUAAGAUCAACACUAAGUCAUCCCCACAGAUCAGAAACCCCCCCAGUGAUGCCGUGCAGAGAGCCAAAGAGAGUUCCUCCCAAGAUGAAGCAAGAGGCGCUUUGAAACAUCUGGAAUAUGUACUGGAAGAGAUCUCCUGCUACCCAGAGAACCAUGAAGCUAAAGAACUCAGACGGAUACUGACCCAGCCACAUUUUAUGGCCUUGUUGCAGGCCCAUGACGUGGUCGCCCACGAGGUUUACAGUGAUGAGGCUCUGCGGGUGACCCCUCCACCCACCUCACCCUACUUGAACGGAGACUCCCCAGAGAGCACCAACGGAGACAUGGACCUGGAGAAUGUCACCAGAGUCCGGCUGGUCCAGUUCCAGAAGAACACAGAUGAGCCAAUGGGUAUCACGUUGAAGAUGAAUGACUCAAACCACUGUAUCGUUGCAAGGAUUAUGCACGGGGGAAUGAUCCACAGACAAGGAACGUUGCAUGUAGGAGAUGAGAUCAGGGAGAUCAAUGGUAUCAGUGUGGCAAACCAGACUGUUGAGCAGCUGCAGAAGAUGCUGAGGGAGAUGCGAGGCAGCAUCACAUUCAAAAUAGUGCCAAGCUACCGGACGCAGGGCUCUUCAUGUGAGAAAGAGUCCCCCACCAUCUCCAGGCAGUCCCCUGCCAAUGGCCACUCCAGCAUUAACAGUUCUAUCUUGGACCUGCCAUCCACCAUUCAACCCAAGGGUCGACAGAUUGUAUCCAGACCUCCAAUCAAGGACAAAAUUUCUGUUAAGAUCUACGUAAGGGCUCAGUUUGAGUAUGACCCCUCCAAAGAUGAACUCAUCCCAUGCAAGGAAGCUGGAAUUCGCUUCCGGGUGGGUGACAUUAUCCAGAUCAUCUCCAAGGACGAUCAUAACUGGUGGCAGGGCAAACUGGAGAACACAAAAAAUGGCACGGCAGGCCUCAUCCCGUCACCAGAGCUGCAGGAGUGGCGAGUAGCGUGUAUAUCCAUGGAGAAAACCAAGCAGGAGCAGCAGGCCAGCUGUACUUGGUUUGGCAAGAAGAAGAAGCAGUACAAAGACAAGUAUCUGGCAAAGCACAAUGCAGUUUUCGACCAACUAGAUCUUGUCACAUAUGAAGAGGUUGUGAAGCUUCCUGCUUUCAAGAGGAAAACACUAGUUUUGUUAGGUGCCCAUGGAGUGGGCAGAAGACACAUCAAGAACACACUCAUAACCAAACACCCUGACAGAUUCGCGUACCCCAUCCCACACACAACCAGACCUCCAAAGAAAGACGAGGAGAACGGGAAGAACUACUACUUUGUUUCCCACGACCAGAUGAUGCAGGACAUCAGCAACAACGAGUACCUGGAGUAUGGCAGCCACGAGGACGCCAUGUAUGGGACGCGGUUGGAGACGAUCCGGAAAAUCCACCAACAGGGACUCAUAGCUAUACUUGAUGUUGAACCUCAGGCCCUGAAGGUCCUGCGGACAGCAGAGUUUGCUCCAUAUGUCGUCUUUAUUGCUGCACCAACGAUCACGCCAGGCAUCACUGAGGACGAAUCUCUCCAGCGGCUGCAGAAGGAGUCUGAGAUCCUGCAGAAGACCUAUGCCCACUACUUCGACCAGACCAUCAUCAACAACGAGAUCGAUGAGACCAUCAGGCACCUGGAGGAGGCCAUCGAUCUGGUGUGCACAACCAGCCAGUGGGUUCCUGUGUCCUGGGUCUACUGACAUGCAGCUCCCACCUUCACCACCACCUCCUCCCCCCCAGCAACAACACCUGAGCAAAACUCCCAUCAUUCACUCUUCAAAAUAAAAUAAAUGAAAAAAAAAAAACAAUUCACACAAGGAUUCAACCAAAAUCCUCCUGAACGCUGCACAAACAACCCGCGGUGGCCAGUUAUCGGACCCUUGCCCUGGCAGACGACGUAGUCAUAGUGUUGUAUAAAAACAGUAAACAAAAGUGAAUAUUGUCGUUUCUGUUCUAGCUAGGAGGCAACAUUUUUGUAGAUGUUUGUUUUAAAGAGACAGUACUGUGUCCCAUCCUGCCAUGUUGAUGCACCGUUAUCUCGCCCCAUCUCCGCCACAGCCCUCCAUCACUUUGUGGUCUUGUUGGGUGUUUAAGUACUAAACCAUCUUCAGAAAGACACUCAAUGGGUAUUCUGUCGAUCAGCAGACUAAGUAAAAGCACACAAACACACUGCAAUGUCUUCUCACCUAUAGAUCAUACCGGUCCUCAUCGUUUCUUCAUUCUUGUUGUUUUCAAAGCUGUAAGCUGGGUCACAUCCUCUCAUAACUAUGUCUUGUUAGCCUUUGGGUACAGUUAUGAUAUCACCAUACAAACACACACACACCUUUCUACCUACCAGGUACUGUCUCUUCUAAAUAAAUUCAAAAUGUAAAUGUUUAGAGAUUUGAAUGAGGUUCUCGUGCAUGUGGACAUUUGCAAGCUUCCAUGCUGUCCGUCAGUGUUCCCAUUGUCCCUCCACAAACCUCCAAGAAAGAAAAGAAGACACAAAAAUAUGAAUAUAUAUCUAUAAAAACAUUCCAGCUGUUUGGAAAACCGAACCCAACUAAGGGAAGCAAGAGGGGGAAAGAAAAACUGUGAUGGAGCCAGACGUUGUCUUGACAAUGCACAUCCCUUGCAUUUUGGGUGACAUUUCUAAACCACAGAUUUCUAAAAAAAAAAAAAAAAAAAAAAGAUUGAUCAUGUAGUGUUUACAAGAAAAUCUAAUAAAAGUAUUUUUUAUCUUAUUGAUUGGUCAUUAAAGGAACAUUUUCACCAUAUUCAUCAUUUCAUAAAUGUGAUGUCCAAAUGUGUUUGAAUCAAGUUUAAAAAUCAACACCAGAUGGAAUGCUGAUUUUUAUUCUGAAACUGUAACUCUGCAAAGAACGUGUACACUCAACAUUCUUUGCAAGGGAAGAGGAGGCAGUGUGUGCAUCUGAAUAACAUGUAUAUUAAUCUAACAUACAACUGGUCCUUGUGUAAAUGACUCUACAAUGAUAAAAGUUCUGAACAUUUUUUUUUUUUUUUAAAUACAUUUCCUUUUAUGUGGUCGAAAAGUCAA
Messenger RNA from Larimichthys crocea (large yellow croaker), 4412 nucleotides. Its product is annotated as peripheral plasma membrane protein CASK. The transcript has 30 exons. NCBI's taxonomy places the organism in Eukaryota, Metazoa, Chordata, Actinopteri, Sciaenidae. The record is from RefSeq and is a predicted model, not a curated record. Gene Ontology annotation, molecular function: ATP binding; protein binding; protein kinase activity. Gene Ontology annotation, biological process: protein phosphorylation. Bases 1 to 3075 code for a protein of 1024 amino acids.